CCGCGAUUCAUAGACGGCAGUGGAUGCCCGUGAUGCUGGCUCGUGAUCCGCGUGGUGGCUAGAAAAAAAAAAAAAAAAGCCGCCAAACUGUGCGUGGUUGUCGCUGCAGCUGCCCUAUUGGAUUACCCGUCGUGGUUUGAUCAACAACUGCGUGUGUGUUUGUGUGCUCCGCCCUGGAUUACACAGCGAUGGUCGGACGGCGCUUACCCACUCUAAGCUCAAUGCUGUGGGAUCGCCCAGUGCAAGCCGAGAAGAACAACUCGUUCGAAAAGAACUAUCGCAUCGGCGCGCUGCUGGGCAAGGGAGGCUUUGGCACGGUGUACGCUGGCACCCGGAACCGCGACAACUUGGCGGUGGCCAUCAAGCAUGUAUCUCGGGACAAGGUGACCGAGUGGGGCACGAUCAACGGCCAGAGGGUUCCGUUGGAAGUGGUGCUGCUCCGGCGCGUGGACCACGUACCGGGUGUGAUCCGGCUGCUGGACUGGUACGAGCGGCCCGACUCGUUUAUUCUCAUCAUGGAGCGGCACGAGUUGGUUAAGGACCUUUUCGACUACAUCACCGAAAAGGGCGUCCUCGAGGAAACUCUGUCGCGGCUGUUCUUCAAGCAGAUCGUGCAGUGCGUCAUAGCCUGCCACAAGGCCGGCGUCAUUCACCGCGACAUCAAGGAUGAGAACAUUCUGGUCAAUCUCAAGACCCUCUCGGUCAACCUCAUCGACUUCGGGUCGGGAGCCUUUCUGCGAGAAGGCUUCUACACCGACUUUGACGGCACGCGAGUGUACAGCCCUCCGGAGUGGAUCCAGCGUAGCCGGUACAACGGCCGCGCCGCCACCGUGUGGUCUCUGGGCAUCCUGCUCUACGACAUGGUGUGCGGCGACAUUCCCUUCGAGCAGGACGAGCAGAUCCUGCGCGCCGAGCUCCACUUCCGGCGGAAGCUGUCGCCCAUGUGCGAGGACCUCAUCCGGCGCUGCCUGGCGCUGGCACCCGCCGAUCGGCCCAGUCUGGAGGAGAUCCUCGAGCACGAGUGGAUGCUGUCCGACGACCUCAACUCCACCGUCUCCGAGAACAUUCCCGUGCGCUGUGCGCGCGCCGAGCAGUCCUCGCUGGUGGACCACAACUCCACCGGAAGUCAGGACAGCAUUUGCAUUUGAUGAUCACGCCCCGUGUAGCGAGCACCAAUUCAUCAUCGACGACGAAUCUCUGCCAUUGACUGCCUGUGAGGAAGGACUGGGGUGUCGUCGUCCCGGGAGGCGCCCAUCUUUUCAGGGGCGACGAAGAAGCCAAUGGACAAGUUAUUGCGUAGCUGUGAUAUAUGAUGGGCCCUCUUCCUUUUUGUUGUUCCAUUCCCCAUCCUGUAUUUAUUUUUGAGAACCUACCACCCGCAUUGACCUCCUCAUUCAUCUUCACAACAAGCAUUGUAAACUACCAUUUCACAAACUGUCGUGUACAUACGUGGCAUCUUUUUUUUUUUUUUUCUCGGCGCGCGCGGUAAGUUAUUUCCCUCAUGUGGUGCACUGCUGUUCCUCCUCUCAUAUUUAAGUGGCAUAGUCCUUUUGGAAGAAAAAGCAUUGUGUACAUAGUUUGUACAAAAUAGUCGCGAACCGGGUAUUUUUAUAGAAAAUAUGCUGAAAAUAAAUGUGCAGGACAUGAACAC
Rhipicephalus microplus (southern cattle tick) is the source of this 1651-nucleotide messenger RNA. RefSeq names its product serine/threonine-protein kinase pim-3. Gene Ontology annotation, molecular function: protein serine/threonine kinase activity; ATP binding. Lineage: Eukaryota; Metazoa; Arthropoda; Arachnida; Ixodida; Ixodidae. The record is from RefSeq and is a predicted model, not a curated record. Gene Ontology annotation, cellular component: cytoplasm. Gene Ontology annotation, biological process: protein autophosphorylation; negative regulation of apoptotic process.